Aspergillus chevalieri is the source of this 1254-nucleotide messenger RNA. RefSeq names its product WD repeat-containing protein jip5 (gene JIP5). Gene Ontology annotation, molecular function: protein binding. Bases 1 to 1254 code for a protein of 417 amino acids. The record is from RefSeq and is a predicted model, not a curated record. Gene Ontology annotation, cellular component: nuclear pore outer ring. Lineage: Eukaryota; Fungi; Ascomycota; Eurotiomycetes; Eurotiales; Aspergillaceae. The transcript has 2 exons.
AUGUUUGACACGGUCUGCACACUUCCGCUUUCUGCAGAUUUAUUCGCGCAGGCCCUUCAUCCCAAAGAGCCUGUUGUCUCCGUCGGACUCUCGACCGGCCAUGUGCAAACUUUUCGACUUCCGUCCGAAGAGGUCGACAGCGACGACAACAAUGUCGCGUCUAACUCGUCGGCGCGGAAUGGCAAGGGCCAUAUCGACACCAUGUGGAGGACAAGACGGCACAAGGGCAGCUGUCGAACUUUAGGUUUUGGCAUUGACGGGGAGACAUUGUAUUCCGCAGGGACAGACGGCUUGGUAAAAGCUGCAAAAGCGGAGACGGGCGUCGUGGAAAAUAAGAUUGCGAUCCCUACAGAAAAGGAUGGCUCUAUCGAUGCUCCGACAGUCGUCCAUGCCCUGUCUCCUCAGACCCUUCUUCUCGCUACAGACUCAAGCGCAUUGCAUCUUUACGACCUUCGCAAGCCCUAUUCGACUGUUUCACCACGCCCGGAGCAAUCGCAUCAUCCUCACGAUGACUACAUCUCAUCCCUUACUCCUCUACCACCCUCGGAUACCAGUACAUCAGGCUUCAGCAAGCAAUGGGUUACGACUGGAGGUACGACGUUGGCCGUGACAGAUCUGCGACGCGGAGUCAUGAUGCGCAGCGAAGACCAGGAGGAGGAACUGAUCAGCUCAACAUACAUUGGCGGGUUGCCGGCCAGUCGAAGCAGCCGUGGUGAAAAGGUCAUUAUCGGCGGUUCCAGCGGAGUGUUAACUCUCUGGGAGAAAGGCGCCUGGGAUGACCAAGACGAGCGUAUCUAUGUCGAGCGUGGUGGUGCUGAGGGUGGUGAGACUUUGGAAACCAUUUCCGUUGUCCCAGAUGACCUCGGAAAGGGCAAGAUGAUUGCUGUUGGCGUGGGCACCGGUAUGAUCAAGUUCGUCCGCAUUGGUGCCAACAAGGUCGUCUCGUCCAUCAUGCACGACGAGACUGAAGGUGUUGUGGGGUUAGGAUUUGACGCUGAGGGUCGUAUGGUCAGCGGUGGUGGCCAGGUGGUAAAAGUCUGGCACGAAGCCUUGGAUGAAGAUUCUGGUGAUGUCGAACUCGGUUCAAAGCGCAUGAUGGAUAGUGAUAGUGAAGGUAGCGACGACGACGACUCGGGUGAUGACAGUGACCGCGAGAGUCGGUCUGGCGACAAGUCCCGCCGGAAGCGAAAGAAGGCCAAGGGCAAGGACCGCACGGGAGGACAGCACAUCAUGGCAUUCCAUGAUCUUGAUUGA